UACUUGAGUAUUUCCUUCUAAGUCACGAUUGACUAGAGACGCACUCGCUCCGUUCAACUAUUGGUCAUAUAUUUGGGUAGUGUCCGGCCUUCUUAAUCGAACCACUAGCAGAGAACGAGUGCAUAUAUAAAUGCAUUCUCUGAGAAGCAGGAAUUAACCCUGGCAUUCAGGAUGAAGGGAUUGAAGUUAUUUUUAAUUCUCCUAUUAUGGCGUCUUUGUAAAAUCAUCCAUGCGUGUGAAGGGCCAUGCUUGUACUAUAGUGUUGGGAAUACCAUAAAUAGUAUCAACCUGUCCGCUGGGAAAACCGCUUCUAGUGUUGUAGUGCAAGAUAUUGGAAAGGUCAUUGUCGUUGCAAUGGACGUAGAGGACAAUUAUAUCUAUUGGAGUGACUCUUGGGGUGGUACCAUCAAAAGAAUGGAUCUUCAGACGAACAUUAAAGAAAAUGUGACGAAAGGCGUCGGUAAAGUGGGAGGAAUAGCUAUAGACUGGAUUAGCAAAGACAUAUUUUGGACGGACACAAGAAACAACCGAAUAGAAAUGGCGAAGGUUGACGGAAGUGACAGAAAGAUACUGUUUGACCGAGACAUUGACAAGCCUCGAGGUAUUGCUGUUGAUUCGGUCAAUGGGUACAUUUUCUGGACAGAUUGGGGUUCAAAUCCUAAAAUUGAGAGAGCCACCUUAGACGGGAAGGAAAGGGUCACCAUUGUAGAAGCGAGUUCCAGUUUCCCUUUGCAGUGGGUAAAUGGCGUAAUAGUAGACUACGCUGAUUCAGAGAGCGUAAUUUAUUGGGUCGACGCUGGUCCGGGUGUGGUCGGUAGAGCUGAUCUGGACGGACGCAAUCAAAAACUAUCAAAAAAGAUAACUAACAGUCAUCUGGUCGCUAUAACACUUCACAACGGGACUGUCUACUUGUCUGAUAACAGAGCAAAAAAAAUUCGGCUGGUGGACAAAACAAACCUUGAAUAUCUUGGAAAUCUCGACCUGUCUUUCCCUGAAAUACAUGGAAUUACCGUAUCAGACGGAUCAAGGCAACCUCUAAAUCUGGUGGCUGUCAGUAUUACAUUGGAAAUGAAAAUGGAAGAGUGGGAGGAAGAGAAAUUUAAACAAGCAGUCGUGAAAGGGAUAAGAGACUACUGCUAUGAGGAUACAUGCAGUUGCAAAUCAAGAAACACAACCAUUGAAAAGCAGUUAUGCAGCAUCUUACCAAAUGAUUCCAACGCCAGUUCAGCUCAGAUCAGAGUCCUAAAGCAACCCGGAGAGUCUUCAGUUCUGAAUCAUACUGAAGUUGUUUUUUCACUCAUUCUUCGAACCCAAUCCAAUUCAUACCGUAUGGUAAUAAAAAACAGCACUUUGGAUUAUAUCGUGCAAAAGAGUGUCUACUAUAUCAGCAAACAUUUAGGUGGAUACAAGGUUAUAUAUGUAAACUGUAACCCUCCAUCAUUCGAAAAUUUUUGUAAUUAUACGGAACUCCCCAAGGAUAUCAAUGGAGAGGAGGUUACCAAAGGAGUGUCGUCGAAAAAGGGAACCAUUGAUUCAACAACAGCAGGAACAGUCACAAGUGGAAUCGUUAUCGUUAUCAUUAUCGCUGGCGUAUUUAUCUGGCGCAAAAAGCGGUAUAAUGGCGUAGGUGAUGAACAAACCCAUGUGAUGGGUAAGGUGGAACACGGCGAUAGGGACCCAGGCCAAGAGCUACACUUUAGCCAAGAUGUAGCUAUCAAUAACGGUGACCAAAAUACAGGUAAAAUACAGAUAAAACAGGGAAGAAACUUGACAACAACUACUGUCUAGGUUUGUCGAAUAAUAGGAAUUCUGUAAAUAACUUUGCAAUACAAGAGAGCCUCUCAAAUAAGGGGACAGGAGGACUGCAGCAUGGUGGAGUCAAUCGGGAUUCUGUUCGGAAAGAAAAGCAUACGUCCACGCAGUUACCCUGCCCUAACACAAAACGUGGAGCUUAAGAAACCGGUGAAGAUUGUGGCGCAUCUGGUGUUAAGUUACACAAUACCCACACGAUUUUAGGUUUUCCACGUGUAUUCGUUACCAACUGAACAUAAGAUUAUCCUAACAACUUUUUUAUUGCUCGGUUCUCUCCAGCACAUGUUUUUUUCUUACGUCAUAUGACAUCUACCAGGAUGUCCAGUCCUUUCCGCGCGAACGCCUGACACUUAACAUAAAUUCCUCUAGGAAACAACGUGAUUUCACUACCCAACACUUCCCCCCUAACCUGAAAAAGAAAUGUCAUUCGUGACAUUUAGCAUGUAAUACAAAAUAUUCCUCUACAACAGUGGCUUGUGUAUUAGGAUUGUUCAACACAUAAAUCCUAGAGUGAUCAGGCCCAGCUCCUUACAGACCACCAACUAUCACAGUUCAUCUGACCAUACCUCUGUUCACGAUUCUGUAUCACAAAGACCAUCUCUGGAUAGUUCUCUCAGCAUUCAUGAAACGAAUGUUAAAAUACACAAAAGAAAACUACAUUUUUGCUUCUAAGUUCUCUGAGCAACAAGAAUGUAGUACACGGGUUAUUGUCGGUCUGUACUGGAAUGGCUAAUGUGGCAUUUCCCAUUGUGGUAACUGAAGCACUGCUGGAUAGGGCAUCCCAUACGGCAUCAUCGUAUUUGCCCUCCAGAACAUCAUGGGUACUGCAGGUGGGGUGAAACCGGUCAUUGGUGGUGGCAGCAUACCGUACUGGUUUACUGGUGGCGCAGGUAUAUAGGGUACUUGCGAUGGUAUUCCAACCUGGUUUAUCUCGGUAGGUGGUCCUGCAUUAAUCUCUCGUACGUAAGUUGGGUUCCCAAGACUGUCAGAUGUUUGUCGUUUGGGUCCUUGUCUUGCCCGCUGAGGGCGACCUCGGUUACUAGCAUCCUCUUCCAUGCUUGUUUCUCCAUCAAUGGCUUGAGGGUUUUCAGUCGCUGGUACUUCAUCAGGAGAAUCAGUGAUGAUAGCACUUACCUCAAUUUGGCCUGACACCCCAUCAGAAUUGACAUUUUGGGGGGUUUGGUUCUGCUCCGACUGCUUCUUUGCUUGCAGACUGUACCUGUAUCUGGGAUUGAUCAUUGCCAUCAUUUCCUGGUGAUAGGUAAUGGUGUGAGAUGUCGGGAAGGUCAUCAUCGCUGUCACUUCCAUAGCUAUGCUCAUCCUACAUCAGCUGCUGACCGUCAUCGCAAUGAUGAAGUGUUGGUGGUCUCGGUUUCCUUACAGAAGGAAGCUCCUGCCACUGUUUAGACGGAAGAUGGUCACAAGGAAGUAACAGGUUUCGAUGUCAAGUACGACUCUGUCUCUGGCCUGAUUCUGAUCUCACGUCAUACACAGGGCUUCCCUCACCUUUUCUUGCAAUCACCACCUGAAUCUCAUCUUCCCAGAAGGCACGGAGUUUUCCAGGUCCACUGCGAGGGGUGAGGUUGCAGACUAGGACACGAUCUCCCACUUGCAGUGCUGAAGAUCUCACUCGUUUGUCGUAAUUCCUUUUUCCUCUAAUGGCACUUUUCGUGGCAGAUUUCAAUGCGAGUGAGUAAGCUUCUUGCAUGGCAGUCUUCCACUUAGUCACAUACUCAGCAUGUGAUCUGGCUCCUGUUUCUGGUUGGGGGUCAAAGAUUGCAUCAAUUGGUAGUCGUGGGCUUCGACCAAACAACAGGAAAAACGGAGAAUAACCUGUUGACUCAUGAACAGUGUAAUUAUAUGCAUGAAUGAGCUUGUUUACAUGGUCCUUCCAACUGGAUUUGUGAGUUUCAGGGAGAGUUCGCGGCAUAUUUAGUAGCGUGCGAUUCAUCCGUUCGACCAAACUGUUCCCUCGUGGGUGAUACGGGGUAGUUCUAGAAUGCAUAACUCCAGGAAAAUUCCUCUAACAGCUCGAACAAAUGAUUUUCAAACUCCCCUCCCAUGUCAUGAUGGAGUUUCUCUGGAAAUCCAAAACGCGGGAUAAAGUCAUUGAAGAUUCUGUCUGCAGCAGUAACGGCGGUUUUGUUCUUCGUUGGGUAUGCUUGAGCAUAUAUUUAGUAAAGUGAUCUACCACAACCAGAAUGUACUUGUGGCCACCUGAACUCCGUUCUAGGCGUACAAAGUCAAUGGAGAGUAUUUGAAGAGGAGCUGUUGUGACAAUUGGCUGUAAUGGCUCUCUUGUUGGUAGAUUUGGGCGUCUCUGUUUCAGACAGCGGCAUGUAUGAUGGAUAAAGUUGUCUAUAUCCCUGCUCAUGUAAGGCCAAUAAAAUCUCUCAAGAGCCAACGCUA
Molecule: messenger RNA, 4221 nt
Organism: Pocillopora verrucosa
Lineage: Eukaryota; Metazoa; Cnidaria; Anthozoa; Scleractinia; Pocilloporidae
Source: RefSeq, a predicted model, not a curated record